CCUUGUCCCAGCUCUAUAAGGUGUUGAUCUAAGAGGGACCAGUCACUGUAAUCUUAUAUACUGAACUAGUGAGAAGUGCCAACAAACCUUUGUGUCUGUGUUACAGGGUCACCACCAUAGGAAAGGCGACGUGGCGGUGAAAGUGGUCAACAUCACGCGGGUAACGUAUCUUUAUAGUUCUGCUCUCCCUCUCCUUCCCUUGUGUGGGGCCCUGUGGGAGCUGAACUCUUUUCUCUUAUUCUCCCUCAGGACGAAGAGUCCGUUAGGAGAGAACUCCACUUCCUCCAGACUUUCACCGCCCAUAAGAACAUGGCCUCCUACUAUGGCGCCUAUUACAGAGCCCCGCCCACAGAUAGGUCGUGCGAGCUGCUUGAGAUAGUCCUGCAGUACUGUGGGGGUGGCUCCUUGCAGAACCUCAUAGAGACCACCGAGGGCCGAUCCUUACCCGAGACCUGGAUCGGCUACAUCUGCAAGGAGACGCUGAAGGGCCUCAACCAUCUGCACAAGAGUCGGGUCAUACACAGAGACAUUAAAAGCUUGAACAUCAUGCUGACCGACCAGGCCAAAGUAAAACUGAUUGAUUUCGGUCUCUGUUUCCAACUGGACCCGACGGCCGGCAAGUGCAGCGAGUGCGAUGGAACGCCGCAUUGGAUGGCGCCCGAGGCCAUAAGCAUCCGGCGGAGCCCGGUGGCAUAUGACACCAAAAGCGACAUCUGGUCACUGGGCAUAACCGCCGUAGAAAUGUUCUCUGUAGAAAUGUCUCUUCUCCCAUUCAGCCAGCAUAAUAAUCAAAGUUCUGGAGAGCUUCAUUGACGGAGUCUGCUAUAGGCUCCGUUUGCCCGUAAGUAGGUAGAACAAGGUUUGAAUCAUAGCUUCGCACAUUGGGGAGGAAUGGCGGCCUCACUUGUUUAUUCAAGAGGUGUUCCCAGUUUAUUUUCUAUGAUACGGGAGAUGGAGUAAAUGAAUAGAACAGAAGGGAUUGUUAUUAUUAUUAUUAUU
Xenopus tropicalis (tropical clawed frog) is the source of this 999-nucleotide messenger RNA. RefSeq names its product serine/threonine-protein kinase mig-15-like. Lineage: Eukaryota; Metazoa; Chordata; Amphibia; Anura; Pipidae. The transcript has 5 exons. Gene Ontology annotation, molecular function: kinase activity; protein serine/threonine kinase activity; ATP binding. The record is from RefSeq and is a predicted model, not a curated record. The coding region runs from base 310 to 813 and encodes 167 amino acids.